Molecule: messenger RNA, 1449 nt
Organism: Spodoptera littoralis (African cotton leafworm)
Lineage: Eukaryota; Metazoa; Arthropoda; Insecta; Lepidoptera; Noctuidae
Source: the annotation of a GenBank genome assembly
AUGGACACGGAAGAUAACCGCGCUGAGGGUUGGAAGUACCUCAACAAGCAGUACUUUGGUGAUGGUGAACGCGCGAACUAUGUGAACAUACCGCAUGUGAUUGCGAUGGUCGGCUUGCCGGCGCGCGGCAAAACCUACAUCUCCAAGAAACUGUCCAGAUACCUCAACUGGAUAGGAAUCAACACCAGGGUAUUCAACCUCGGUGAAUACAGGCGGCAUGCCACCACAGCGUACACUAGUCAUGAGUUCUUCCGCGCAGACAACAAGGAAGCCAUGGCGAUACGGCAGCAGUGCGCGCUGGACGCCCUGCACGACGUCUGCGAGUGGCUCGUCAAAGGCGGCGAGGUCGCCGUGUUUGACGCGACAAACUCGACGUUGGACCGGCGGCGCAUGAUCCGCGACAUCGUGGUGCACAAGAUGGGCUUCAAGCUCUUCUUCGUGGAGUCCAUAUGUGACGACCCUAGGAUUAUCGAACAGAAUAUUAUGGAGGUAAAAGUAAGCAGUCCUGACUACACGAACAUACAGAACACAGACAAUGUACUAAAUGACUUCCUGCUCCGAAUAGAGCAUUACAAAGAGAAGUAUGAGCCUCUAGACGAGAGCUUGGAGUCUGACUACAGCUACAUGAAGAUCUAUGACACCGGGGAGAAGGUCGUAGUGCACAAACAUGAAGGGCAUAUACAGAGCCGGAUUGUGUACUAUCUCAUGAACAUACAUAUUGUGCCACGGACUAUUUAUUUGACUAGGCACGGUGAAAGCACACACAACAUAGUGGGUCGUAUCGGCGGCGACAGUGACCUCUCACCACGCGGCCGGCAGUAUGCCAAGGCCCUCGCCAACUACAUCGACCAGCAACAAAUCCCCGGCCUCAGGGUCUGGACCUCGUGGAUGAAGAGGGCCAUACAGACUGUCAAGGAUGUUAAGGCUCCACAAGAGAGGUGGAAGGCACUCAAUGAGAUUGAUGCGGGUAUAUGCGAAGAGAUGACGUACGCGGAGAUUCAGCAGAAAUACCCUUCGGACUUCAACGCUCGUGACGCGAACAAGUUUGCGUACAGAUACCCUCGCGGCGAGAGCUAUGAGGACCUGGUGGCGCGGCUGGAGCCCGUCAUCAUGGAGCUGGAGCGCCAGGGGAACGUACUUGUCGUCUCACACCAGGCCGUCAUGCGAUGUCUACUCGCCUACUUCCUCGAUAAGUCCGCUGAGGAGCUCCCGUACCUGCACGUGCCCCUGCACACAGUGAUCAAGUUGACGCCGGUGGCGUACGGCUGUCGCGAGGAACACAUCAAGCUCUCCGUGCCCGCCGUCGACACGCACCGCCCCAAACCUUCUGACGACGAAGACACGGCUGAGAUACAAGUGAUACCCGCGCCGCCUAUAAAGCCGCCCACGCCGGCCGUUCUCAACGGUGAAACGAACGGCGAACAAAGCGAGGAUAGCCAGUCGCAUUAA